Molecule: messenger RNA, 1717 nt
Organism: Rubroshorea leprosula
Lineage: Eukaryota; Viridiplantae; Streptophyta; Magnoliopsida; Malvales; Dipterocarpaceae
Source: the annotation of a GenBank genome assembly
GUUUUACGGUUCUCACAGACAGGCACGACAGGGAGGCCGGAGCAACAGCGCAAAAGCUUCGGUUGCGUCUCCAGCUCCCUUUCUCUUCCACAUAUAUGUUCAAUUUGUUUCUCUCUUUUUCCCGAUACCUGUUUUCCGCGGCUCCUGGAGGUUCCGCUAAUCUGACUGCACCGUGGAUUUGGUUCGGCUGAAGGUUCGACCUGUCAUGUCGAAUUUUACUCCAUCAUGUCACAUUGGAAGCGGAAUCAAUUUUGUAGAUGCGAAGUUGAAUUGUCGUUCGCUAGCCUGCACCAAUUCUAGGGCUGGAAUCAGGCUUACCAAGCCGUUUGAGGAUGAAUCUUUCUGCAUUUCGCGGAUAACUCUCACUAGCUCCGGUAGAGUACCUAGACAUGGAAGCGUGCGGAUGGCAUUGGUGGAUGAGAGGCUGACACAUGGCAGAAAUGUGGCUGAGCCUUUUAGGUUAUUGGCAUAUGAACUUGUUCAGGGGUACUGGUGAAAUGGAGUUCAAUGAUAGACAAGUCAGUACCAGAUACGCCAAUGGCUGUCCUUCUGCAUGGUAUUCUGGGUAGCCGGAAAAACUGGGGAACUUUUGCUCGGAGAUUGGCAAGAGAAUUUCCAACAUGGCAGUUUCUAUUAGUAGAUUUGAGGUGCCAUGGUGAUUCAGCAUCAAUCAAGAAGAGGGGUCCACACACUGUUGCCUCAACUGCUUUGGAUGUGCUAAAGCUAGGACUUUUCCUUAUCCAUUUUUUCUGGGACAGUUUGGACAACUCAGAAUAACACCCUGAGUUCUAGUAGGUCAUAGCUUUGGAGGAAAAGUUGUCUUGAGCAUGGUGGAUCAAGCUGCAAAGCCUCUUGCCCGGCCAGUUAGAGUUUGGGUUCUAGAUGCUACUCCUGGAAAAGUACGAGCUGGUGGAGAUGGUGAGGAUCACCCUGCAGAAUUAAUAUCUUUCUUAAGUAAAUUGCCUAAGGAGGUCUCCUCAAGGCAGGAGAUUGUGAAAGCUCUUGUUCAAGGCUUUUCUAUGGAUGUGGCACGGUGGGUGGUAACUAACCUCCGACCAACUGGAAUUCUUGGUUCAUCAUCAAGUUUCUCAUGGGUGUUUGACCUUGAUGGAAUUGCAGAAAUGUACCGAUCCUAUGAAGAAACAAAUUUAUGGAAAUUUGUGGAAAAUCUACCCCAGGGUGUGCAUAUUAACUUUCUGAAAGCGGAAAGGAGUUUACAUCAGUGGGCCCUUGAAGAUCUCCAGCGAAUUCAUGCUGCGGAGCUGCUUGCAUCUGAUGAAGGAGGUGGAGUCCAGAUGCACGUCCUUGAAGAUGCUGGACACUGGGUACAUGCUGAUAACCCAGAUGGACUCUUCAGGAUUCUCUCGUCUUCUUUCCUUGGUCUAAGAACUUAAUGGUGCUUUCCUGCAUUUCUUUAGAUAUUUCCGCAAGGCCUCUUAUAGUCAUAUAAUUAGGUUGGCACAAAAGAAUAUUUUGUAUGAUUAAAAUGGCAUUCAAUUUGAAGAAUUUUAUCGUCAGUUUCUAGUUGUCACGGCUUUGGAGUAUUCUUGUAGUUCUAGGCAUACAAUUGUGUCAUGUAGACUCAGUAACCUCUUAUUUUUUAUUUUUUGUGAUCUCUUUGGUUAAAACUUUAAAACAAACAUUACCUAGUGGCAACAUGCUCUUUUUUAUGUAUAUAUUAUUUUUGGCUUAAUGUCAUUAAAAAUUCUCAAACUUU